Messenger RNA from Ctenopharyngodon idella (grass carp), 3985 nucleotides. It is a transcript of the gene apbb2a, whose product is annotated as amyloid beta precursor protein binding family B member 2. Gene Ontology annotation, cellular component: nucleus; cytoplasm. Gene Ontology annotation, biological process: regulation of DNA-templated transcription. NCBI's taxonomy places the organism in Eukaryota, Metazoa, Chordata, Actinopteri, Cypriniformes, Xenocyprididae. The coding region runs from base 185 to 2650 and encodes 821 amino acids. Gene Ontology annotation, molecular function: transcription factor binding; amyloid-beta binding. The record is from RefSeq and is a predicted model, not a curated record. The transcript has 14 exons.
GACGCGUACGCGGAGCGCAUGCGCAGACAGGAGCACAUCGUGUACGCGGUGCGGAGAGGUCUCGGAUUGCGGGCGUCUGGACUUUAAAAGCGGGCGUCACCUCGCGGCUCCGCAUCAGCAUCUUCAGGCGAGAGAACAGCUGAAACACUCGCGCGCUGCUGGUGCUGUCAAUUUAUCACUUGCAAUGAUGUCGCUGCAGAAACCUCCCCUCAGGCGUAGUGCAUCAACCAUAGAAUCGACCAAUCACAGCAGCUCGUUGUUGACUCCGCCCACCUCCCUUAAUUUACGCUCCUCCCACAACCAGCAGCUGAGCUGCGACACCAUAAAAGAAGGCGUGGUCACGGAUUCCAAGGAAACACAAAGCUCUUCAAAGAGUCGUCAAAAAUAUGCGCUGACGAAUAUUCAGAAUGCAAUGGGUUUGAGCCAAAACCCCGCCCCUUUGAGCCAAAGCCACGCCCCUGUGCACAGUAAACCCGCCCCCACCAAAUCAGCCUCUUCUUCGUCUCUCUACUGCUCCUCGCUUUCCUUUUCCACCUCCAAUCCCAAACUGGCCAAAAACGGCACCAACCUGCAGCUGAAAGAGGAGCAGCUGGACCUCAACAAGAAUGACAAGAACCUUCUGAGCAGGAGCAGCUGGGAUUGGCUGGAGGGGAAGGACAACCAGAAGAACCCUACAAUCAGAAGGAGGACCAAGAGCUUUCUAGAAUACCAUCGAGAGGAGGAGGCGUCCAGCAGCCCCAACAAAGACAUGCAGGCCGAGGAGAAACACCUCCUGCCUAAGCUGGAGGCGCAAACGUGGGCCAAAGAGAACCAUGUGGAGGCGCAUCUCACCCUCCCCCAGAACCACCUGCUCCUGCUGGCCAGCGAGGAGGAGGAAGAGGAGGAGGAGAGUCCAGAACGGCCAGACGUUUACGAACACGUGCUCCGGCCGAACAACGAGCGUGUGAGCCGUGUAAGAGACGGGACAACAGAAACCGAUGCUUCUCCGGGCAGAAAGGCCCAAAUGAGCCCGGCGACGCUACGUCUGGAACUGAGACGAGACGAGGCCGAGGAGUCGCCCGAACGCCUGGUGCGACCGGAAAAACAGGUGGAGGACGAGGAGGAGGAAGAUUCCAGCUGGACGACACUGUCUCAGGAGAGUCCGUCUGUGGAAACACCUCAGGAGACAGCUGUUUGGGAAGAGCCUCCUCAGCUGCAGGACGUGCCGCAGGAGUAUUUUUGGCGAGAUCAGCCUGUAGUCUGUGACGCCCGCGCUGACUUGGAGGCGGAGCCAAGAGUGAAGGGGGCGUGUCUGCCUGUGCCCUGCACUAAAGCACAGACCGAGCGGCCCAGCAGUAUAGUGUCGGACAGCUCUGUGGAGCCCGUUCCUUCAUCAGCAGCCUCAUCACCCUCCUCUUCCUCACUGUGCUAUGAGGCGAUGGGACGCGCGGCCAGUUUCCUCAACAACAACUACCUGGACCUGACGGAGACACGCGACUCCCGAGAGAGAGAGAAGCGGCGGGAGCGAGAGCGACAGGAGGAGCGCGAGAGAGAGCGACAGAUGAACCGAGCGAGUUUAGGAGCUCACGGCGGCCCUUACAGCUUCAUCAACCACAGAGCUAAAGUCCCAUCGGCCCCUGCAGACACCGUCAUACCCAUCAAUGACCUGGAGACGCAGGUGUUUUGGGUCCAGUAUCUGGGCUGGUUGGAGGUGCGGGACGCAGAUAUGGUUUCUGGGAAGAGCGGUGCAGUGGUCAGCGACUGCAUCCAGCAGCUGCAGCAGCGCAGAGAGAUGGACAGCAGCCGGACGAGGAGACAGACGAUGCUGCUGGUCCUGCAGGACGUCACUCUCUCCCUCAUCGACCCCACUGACCACACCCUCCUGCACUCUCAGCCAAUCAGCUGCAUCCGCGUGUGGGGAGUGGGGCGGGGCCUCAGCAGGGAUUUUGCGUAUGUGGCUCGUGACAAGAACACGCGUGUGUUAAAAUGUCACGUGUUUCAGUGUGAGAGUCCUGCGGAAACCGUCGCCAGCAGCCUGAAGCAGAUCUGCUCCAAGAUUAUGGCCGAACGCAGGAGCGUCGGUCCCGGCGCAGGUUCCUCAUCUCAGUUCAGCUCUGAUGUUCCUCUCAGAGUAGAGUUUCCAACGCCAAAGACUGACCUACAACACAGCUUCCAUGUGCUUUACCUGGGAAUGACGUCAGUACUGAGACCUAUAGGAAUGGACAUGAUAAAUGGAGCGAUAGACAGUCUGAUGUCCUCCGCAGGGAAAGAGGACUGGACCCCCGUCCUGCUGAACGUCGCUGACGCCACGAUUACUGUCAUCAAAGAAAAGGAAGAGGAGGAGGAAGUCUUAGUGGAGUGUCGAGUGCGCUUCUUGUCUUUCAUGGGUGUGGGGCGUGACGUCCAUACGUUUGCAUUCAUCAUGGACACGGGAAACCAGCACUUCCAGUGUCACGUGUUCUGGUGCGAACCCAACGCGGGAAGCGUGUCGGAGGCCGUGCAGUCGGCCUGUGUGUUGCGGUAUCAGAAGUGUCUGGGGAAGACCGGCUCCUCGGCUCCGUCCUCUAGCGACUCCGUCACCCGCCGCGUAACGUCCAGCGUGAAGCGGGGCGUCCAAUCAAUCAUAGACACUCUGAAAAAGAAGCCCGCCCCCGAGGUUCCCCACCAAUGACGGAACAGAACAGCUGUGAUGGACAGCAGGUGUGUGUGCGUGUGUGUAUUUACUGAUGCAGCCGAGAAGAGCAACACAACAUAACAAAAAAAGACAAAAAGUGUAACGCGAGAUGAAGGAGAUGUCAGUGUGCGUAACGAGAAGCAUUUCGAACGACUGUCCUGAAUGAAGCAUGCCUCUGCCUUACACUAACACAUUUUCACUGAAGUAUUUCGAGGCCGUCAGAGUUCAUGUCUCACCGAUCCCGUCACGCUCAGAUCAAUGUAACUCUUUACACGCGUGACCUGGAUUCAAGCUCCAGUCUGAUUUGUGCCAUAAGUGUGUUUCAUUUCAAACCACCCACUCAUUCAAAGCGACUUGCACACUUGGGAAAUUGGAUCCUUUGAAAUUUUGUUCUCUUUCUGCAAGAAAUUUAGAGGGAAUUUUCUGGUGUUGGGUAUUGGGAAAGGAACGUGUGUGUAAAAUGUUUCAGUGCAUCAAGCACACAGCCUGACGGAUCAGAUCAUGAUGUUCAGUGGGAAUAUCGUAACACACAGUCUGUAUAUCAUCUGCUCAGAUCGAUACUGUAAUGCCGAGCGAAAUGGGAAUUUUCUGACCACACAAAUACACAUGCACCUCAUUUAAACACUUAGGCCUGGAAGAUUCCCUGUGCAAGUACGCAAAUGCAGACGUGAAUGCUUGGCAAACGUGCACUCCUUUUGUACAUACGCAACACAAGAGACCUCAGUACUGUCCUUCAAAUGUCUAAAUGACAUUAAACCAGAUGUUUUAUUCAGAUGUCCAGCUAAAGACAUGUUCACGUUACUCAACAUUAAAGCCUGACAUACAAAAUACUAGUUGAAAUGGAAGUUUAUUGAACAUCAUAUUUGAUCUUUACUAGAAGAUGUUGAAACAGUAUCGAUUCGAUUUGUAAAAUCUGAAUAAAAUUCAACAAUGAUUCAACAUCAGCAAACCAUCAUAUUUUUCUACCGUUGUCUUUAAAGAUCAACAUUGUCUGAACACAGUUCCUCACUGUAGAGGACGUCGGGUUACGCUAAUGCCCUCUAUAACUGCCUUUGUGGCAAUGCUGAAGAUGCAAAACGUACUUGCAUUGCAUUAUGAAUCGUGGAACGCAGUGAUGCAUGAACUCGAGCUUGCUUAGCUAAAAGAUUUUGCGUACUUGCAUAGAGCGUUUCAGACUUCAGAUGAGCCACACACGCACACAUCGAGCCCCUGCUACAGUAUGUCGAGAAUAAACAAACACAGGAAUGUUAUUUCUCACAAAAUGGUAUUUUAAAACCCAGAUCAACCACUAAGACACUCAUUUUUACACCAUAUUAAUGUAACAUGUUGUGG